AUGGGCAAGCUGCUACCUGAGAAAGAACAAGAAGAGCCGCACAAAGAGCACAGUGGAACAAAAAUCAAAGAGAAAAUAUCGGAUUUGAGUGUGAAGACACCAACAGCGGUGACUGCGAUCAAUUCGAAAACAUCGACAACGACUGAGAGUACGAUUACUCUGGAUGUUAAACAGGAUGCGUUUGGAACACUUGAUGUAAGAUUCGGUUGA
Molecule: messenger RNA, 210 nt
Organism: Caenorhabditis angaria
Lineage: Eukaryota; Metazoa; Nematoda; Chromadorea; Rhabditida; Rhabditidae
Source: the annotation of a GenBank genome assembly